AUGUCGUGGCAGAGUUCCGUGUCCUGGCAGCCGGACACGUCGUGGGCGCAGCCGCACGGCCUCGGCGCCGCCGUCGGGCCCUGGGCUCCUGCCGGGCUGGGGAGCGCCGGGCGGCGUGGCCCCGCGCUGUUCCGGCGGACGGCGAGGGAGUACUACAUGUCGAGGCGGUCCACCCGGCCGUACCGCGACCUCUCCUCGUCGGUGAGCAGACCCGUCGCCGCCGGCGGCAGGCGGCUGGAGCUGCAGAGCGUCGUGACCGACGCGAGCAGGGCCAUCGUCGCGGUGCCCAACACCUCGUUCGCCAGCAACGACGACAGCUUCGUCCAGUCCGCCGUCUACUCCGCGCGCGGCCACGACGCAGGUGGCGGAGCCGGAGCCAUGGUGAGGUACAGCGAGACGAAGCCCCCCGACUCCCGCGAGGUCUCCUUCUCCCGCGACAACCACGACCAGCUCUACGUCUCCGCGGCGGCGCGGCCGGACCCGCCCAGCUUCGGCUACGACAUCAGCGUCGCGUCGUUCAGCGACCAGAGCCGGUACCACGGCGGCGACGAGGACGCCGGCGACUUCGACGACGACGACGACGAGAUCGACGUGAGGGUCGGGAAGCCCGUCAGCGUCGCCGGGCUCUUCAAGUACUCGACGUUUCUGGACAUCGUUCUCCUCGUGCUCGGCUGCGUCGGCGCCAUGAUCAACGGCGGCUCGCUGCCGUGGUACUCCUAUUUGUUCGGGAACUUCGUCAACAAGAUCGUCAACGUCGACAAGACGGAGAUGAUGAAGGACGUCAAGCAGAUCAGCGUGUACAUGGCGAUCCUCGCUGCAGUUGUCGUCAUAGGAGCAUAUCUUGAGAUCACCUGCUGGAGGAUCAUCGGUGAGAGGUCGGCGCUGCGAAUUCGACGUGAGUACCUGAAGGCAGUGCUGAGGCAGGAGAUCGGGUUCUUCGACACGGAGGUGAGCACCGGCGAGGUGAUGCACAGCAUCUCCGGCGACGUCGCCCAGAUCCAAGAAAUCAUGGGCGAGAAGAUGCCAGGCUUCGUGCAUCACGUCUUCACUUUCGUCUUCGGCUACGUGGUCGGCUUCGCCAAAUCAUGGAGGAUCGCUCUCGCCGUCUUCGCCGUCACGCCUGUGAUGAUGGCGUGCGGCAUCGCCUACAAGGGCAUCUAUGGCGGCCUCACCGCCAAGGAAGAGGCGUCGUACCAGCGCGCCGGCGACGUGGCGCAGCAGGCGAUCAGCUCGAUCCGGACGGUGCUGUCGUUCGUCAUGGAGGACCGGCUCGCCGGCAAGUACGCGGAGUGUCUGGACGUGGCGGCGCCGAUCGGCGUGAAGAUGGGGUUCGCCAAGGGCGCCGGCAUGGGGGUGAUCUACCUGGUGACGUACUCCCAGUGGGCGCUCGCGCUGUGGUACGGCUCCAAGCUCGUCGCCGACGGCAAGAUCAAGGGCGGCGACGCCAUCGCCUGCUUCUUCGGCGUCAUGGUCGGAGGAAGGCACGCACGCAGCAGGGGCUUGGCGCUGACGCUGUCGUACAUGGCGCAGUUCGCGCAGGGCACGGUGGCCGCGGGGCGGGUGUUCGAGGUCAUCGACCGGGUGCCGGAGAUCGACGCGUACGGCGCCGGCGGGCGGGCGCCGUCGGCGGUGAAGGGGCGGAUGGAGUUCAAGGACGUGGAGUUCGCGUACCCGUCGCGGCCGGAGGCCAUGGUCCUCUACAACCUCAACCUGACCAUCCCCGCCGCAAAGACGCUGGCGCUCGUCGGCGUCAGCGGCGGCGGCAAGUCCACCAUGUUCGCGCUCAUCGAGCGCUUCUACGACCCAACGCGAGGGUCGAUCACGCUGGACGGCCACGACCUCGCGUCGCUGAACCUCCGGUGGCUCCGGUCGCAGAUCGGCCUCGUCGGGCAGGAGCCCGUCCUCUUCUCCACCUCCAUCAUCGAGAACGUCAUGAUGGGGAAGGAGAACGCGACGCGCCACGAGGCCAUCUCGGCGUGCGCCAUGGCCAACGCCCACACCUUCGUCCUCGGCCUCCCCGACGGCUACGACACGCAGGUUGGGGACCGUGGGGCCCAGCUGUCGGGGGGACAGAAGCAGCGGAUCGCGCUGGCGCGCGCCAUCGUCCGCGACCCGCGCAUCCUGCUGCUGGACGAGCCCACGAGCGCGCUGGACGCCGAGUCGGAGGCCGUGGUGCAGCAGUCCAUCGACCGCCUCGCCGCCGGCCGCACCGUCGUCGUCAUCGCGCACCGCCUCGCCACCGUCCGCAACGCCGACACCAUCGCCGUCCUCGACCGCGGGGCCGUCGUCGAGUCCGGACGCCACGCCGACCUCAUGGCCCGCGGCGGCCCUUACUCCGCGCUGGUCAGCCUCGCCUCCGACAGCGGCAGCUUUACCGACGAGUCAGGGUACGACGUGUCGGCGUCCAAGUCGAGGUACGGCUUCCAGACGAUACGAGAGGAGGCGGAGGCGGAGGCGGAGAAGAAGGAUGCACAGGACGCCAAGGUGAAGGUCUCCGUCUCCGAGAUAUGGGGGUUGCAGCGGCGCGAAGGACCGUUGCUGAUCUUGGGGUUCCUGAUGGGCAUACACGCCAGCGCGGUGUUCUCGGUGUUCCCGCUGCUGCUGGGCCAGGCUGUCGAGGUGUACUUCGACGCCGACACGGCGAAGAUGAGGCGGCAGGUGGGGUACAUCGCCAUGGCCGUCGUCGGCCUCGGCGUGGCCUGCAUCGUGACCAUGACGGGGCAGCAGGGGCUGUGCGGCUGGGCGGGCGCCCGGCUCACCAUGCGCGUGCGCGACCGCCUCUUCCGCGCCAUCAUGCGGCAGGAGCCCGCGUGGUUCGACGAGGAGGAGAACGCGAUGGGCGUCCUCGUGACGCGGCUCGCGCGGGACGCCGUCGCGUUCCGCUCCAUGUUCGGCGACCGGUACGCCGUGCUGCUCAUGGCCGUCGGCUCGGCCGGCGUCGGCCUGGGCAUCUGCUUCGGGCUGGACUGGCGGCUCACGCUCGUGGCCAUGGGCUGCACGCCGCUGACGCUCGGCGCGAGCUACCUCAACCUGCUCAUCAACGUGGGCGCCAGGUCCGACGACGGCGCGUACGCCCGGGCCAGCAGCAUCGCCGCCGGCGCCGUGUCGAACGUGCGCACCGUCGCGGCGCUCUGCGCCCAGGGCAGCAUCGUCGGCACGUUCAACCGUGCGCUGGACGGCCCGGCAGCCAAGGCGCGGCGGCGAUCGCAGCUCAUGGGCCUCAUCCUCGGCCUCUCCCAGGGCGCCAUGUACGGCGCCUACACGACGACGCUCUGGGCCGGCGCCUACUUCAUCAAGAAAGGCGACUCCACCUUCGGCGACGUGUCCAAGAUCUUCCUCAUCCUCGUCCUCAGCUCCUUCUCCGUCGGCCAGCUCGCCGGCCUCGCCCCCGACACCUCCGGCGCUCCAGUGGCCAUCGUCGGCAUACUAUCCAUCCUCAAGCGCCGCCCCGCGAUCGCUGGUGACUCCACCAAGCGGCGGCGGACGAUCAAGGACGGGACGCCCAUCGGCGUGGAGCUCCGCAGGGUGACGUUCGCGUACCCGUCGCGCCCCGACGUGGCGGUGCUGAGCGAGUUCACGCUGCGGGUGAAGGCCGGCACGACGGUGGCGGUGGUCGGCGCGAGCGGGAGCGGCAAGUCGACGGUGGUGUGGCUGGUGCAGCGAUUCUACGACCCGGGCGACGGCAAGGUGGUGAUCGGCGGCGUGGACGCGCGGGAGUUGGACCUCAAGUGGCUCCGCGGCGAGUGCGCCAUGGUGGGCCAGGAGCCGGCCCUGUUCGGUGGGUCCAUCCGAGACAACAUCGGGUUCGGCAACCCAAAGGCCUCCUGGGCCGAAAUCGAGCAGGCCGCCAAAGAGGCCAACAUCCACAAGUUCAUCUCCGGCCUCCCCCAAGGCUACGACACCCAGGUUGGGGAGAGUGGGGUGCAAUUGUCAGGUGGGCAGAAGCAGAGGAUCGCGAUCGCGCGGGCGAUCGUGAAGCAGUCGAGGAUACUGCUGCUGGACGAGGUGAGCAGCGCGCUGGACCUGGAGUCGGAGCGGCGCGUGCAGGAGGCCCUGGGGAGGGUCUCGCGGCGCGCCACGACGGUCGCCGUGGCGCACCGCCUCGCCACGGUGCGCGACGCCGACCGCGUCGCCGUCGUGAGCGCCGGCAGGGUCGUCGAGUUCGGCAGCCACGACGCCCUCCUCGCGGCCGGCGGCCUCUACGCCGCCAUGGUGAAGGCGGAAGCGGAGGCACAGGCGUUCAAGUAGGUAGAGCACGGCACGUCGCGUCGUCGCCAUGUCCGGCAAUCUUGAUGAUGCGUCGAUCUUAUGCGUCUUCGAGAAAAGAAAAUGUCCAGCAAUAUGACGUCUUAUUUUGGAGAAAGUUUUAAAUUAGGGAUUUGUAUGCUGUUCAAUUGAUGAUUGUUCCACUCUAUGUGUGUGGAUACACGGGUACUCAUCGUUUGGCUUUCUUACGAAAAAGUCGAAACGAUAUAUU
This is a messenger RNA of Oryza brachyantha (malo sina), 4477 nucleotides long. Its product is annotated as ABC transporter B family member 19-like. Gene Ontology annotation, cellular component: membrane. The record is from RefSeq and is a predicted model, not a curated record. NCBI's taxonomy places the organism in Eukaryota, Viridiplantae, Streptophyta, Magnoliopsida, Poales, Poaceae. Gene Ontology annotation, molecular function: ATP hydrolysis activity; ABC-type transporter activity; ATP binding. Gene Ontology annotation, biological process: transmembrane transport. The transcript has 10 exons. The coding region runs from base 1 to 4248 and encodes 1415 amino acids.